CAUUUUGUUAGGAUCAACUGUGGUCGUCCAGGAUUAGAGUCUGCGCGUCAGAUAGGGGGAGGGGACUGAGGAGGAGUUAGAGAGGGAAAGAUGGUUAAAUUUCUCAAACCAAAUAAGGCAGUGAUUAUCCUUCAGGGCCGGUAUGCCGGCCGGAAGGCUGUUAUUGUCAAGAAUUUUGACGAUGGCACUCGCGACCGUGCAUACGGCCACUGUUUGGUUGCAGGGAUAAAGAAAUACCCGGCGAAGGUCAUCAGGAAGGAUUCAGCCAAGAAGACGGCGAAGAAGUCACGAGUCAAGUGCUUCGUCAAGCUCGUCAACUACCAGCACUUGAUGCCUACCCGUUACACCCUGGAUUUGGAUUUGAAGGACAUUGUGACCAUCGAUUCUUUGCAGAGCAAGGACAAGAAGGUCUCAGCUUGCAAGGAGACCAAGGCCAAGUUCGAAGAACGAUUCAAGACCGGCAAGAACAGGUGGUUUUUUACCAAGCUUAGGUUUUGAAAGGUUUUGUUACUGGUAGUUUUUGUUGGAUCUGACGUCUUUUGAAACGAUGAGUUCAAAAGAACAGUUUUUGUUACCGUUUUGAUGAGACAUUUAUUUCUUUGAUUAUAUGUAAUAGUUGAUUUGAGAUUGGAGGUCAUGGUUGUUAAAACUAUUUUGGAUCUAUAUC
This is a messenger RNA of Tripterygium wilfordii, 667 nucleotides long. RefSeq names its product 60S ribosomal protein L27-3. The record is from RefSeq and is a predicted model, not a curated record. Lineage: Eukaryota; Viridiplantae; Streptophyta; Magnoliopsida; Celastrales; Celastraceae. Gene Ontology annotation, molecular function: structural constituent of ribosome. Gene Ontology annotation, cellular component: ribosome; cytosolic large ribosomal subunit. Gene Ontology annotation, biological process: translation. Bases 91 to 498 code for a protein of 135 amino acids. The transcript has a single exon.